CCGACGGAACCGUGGCGGGUGGGACUGGGACCACCCCCCCCCCCGCCGCCUGGCCCUCCUUAAACACCGGAGACUCGGAACGCCCCGAUUAUUAAUUUGUGUUUUUUAGUGCAGCCGCUAUAUUGUUGUUGUUUAUUGUAGAUUAGCCAUGGAACUCUCCGACAUAUUCUACGUCAAGGCCGAGUACAUCGAGACAGCCUCGGGAAACAAAGUGAGUCGACAGUCCGUGCUGUGUGGGAGCCAGAAUAUAGUCCUGAAUGGCAAGACGAUCGUGAUGAACGACUGCAUCAUCCGCGGCGACCUGGCGAACGUGCGCGUCGGGCGACAUUGCGUCAUCAAGAGCCGCAGCGUCAUCCGCCCGCCGUUCAAGAAGUUCAGCAAGGGGGUCGCGUUCUUCCCUCUGCACAUCGGGGACCACGUGUUCAUAGAGGAGGACUGUGUCGUCAGCGCCGCUCAGAUCGGAUCGUACGUCCACAUCGGCAAGAACUGCGUCAUCGGCAGGCGCUGCGUGCUCAAGGACUGCUGCCGCAUCGAGGAUGGGACGGUGCUGCCUCCGGAAACGGUGGUGCCUCCCUUCACCAGUUUCUCCGGCUCCCCCGGACUGUGCACCGGGGAGCUACCUGAAUGCACACAAGACCUGAUGAUGGACGUGACCAAGAGCUACUACCAGAGGUUUCUGCCCAUCUCACAGGUCAACUGAGAAAAGGAACUUGGACUGUUGUUAGCCUUUUUGUUACGUUCAACUCGAAGAGAAUAUCCCCGCGUGAAAUGGUCGCAAGAGUCAACUCUCGAUUAUCAUUUGGCGCGUUGGUGGGGGGGGGGCGUUGGCGGGGGGGGGGGUAAUAGUGGCACGGCUCAAACAUAAGCCACAGAUAAUGCAAAAUGCAUGUAAAUGACGAUAUGAAGCAUAUUCAUAUUGAUUAGCUAUGGUGGAGCUGUGGGGGGGGGGG
Petromyzon marinus (sea lamprey) is the source of this 950-nucleotide messenger RNA. It is a transcript of the gene DCTN5, whose product is annotated as dynactin subunit 5. NCBI's taxonomy places the organism in Eukaryota, Metazoa, Chordata, Hyperoartia, Petromyzontiformes, Petromyzontidae. The record is from RefSeq and is a predicted model, not a curated record. Gene Ontology annotation, cellular component: dynactin complex.